This is a messenger RNA of Girardinichthys multiradiatus, 3724 nucleotides long. Its product is annotated as cadherin EGF LAG seven-pass G-type receptor 1-like. Gene Ontology annotation, biological process: homophilic cell-cell adhesion. NCBI's taxonomy places the organism in Eukaryota, Metazoa, Chordata, Actinopteri, Cyprinodontiformes, Goodeidae. Gene Ontology annotation, molecular function: calcium ion binding. Gene Ontology annotation, cellular component: plasma membrane. The transcript has a single exon. The record is from RefSeq and is a predicted model, not a curated record. The coding region runs from base 221 to 3724 and encodes 1167 amino acids.
GGAGAUCCACGGAGCCAUUUUGUACCCAUUUUAAACUCAGUGUGGCUUCACGCAGCCACUGCGCGCCGUGGAUACGCUGACACCAUGGAUACCGAGCGCUUUUUCCUGCGUUAAAACUCUACAAUGAGGGAUAAAAUUAAAACGCGGUGUUGGCAGAGGGAGAGUUAAAUUAUUGGCGCAUAUUCGGUGAACCUGAGUGGGAUCUGGCAGGUAUCCGGGCAUGGAGCCGCCGAUGUGUUGGAUUUGGGUCUGUGUCCUGCUCGCGGUGCCGCUUGCGGGGUGUUUGGAGAUGCACCUUUCGGAAACUUUACAGCCCGGGAGCGUUUUGGCAAACCUGUCUGUGGGACCAGGAUGGACUUACAAAAUUGACAGGACUUUAUCCCCCAACUUCAUUCAGACGCUUUUCCAAGUUGGGAAGCGCAGCGGGGUGAUUCGCCUGUCCCACAGGGUUCAGUGCGCACACACGCCAAGGAACCCCGCGCCUGUUUAUUUCACAGCAGGUUCUUCAACGUCUGGGGACGCGACUCUGACGCUUUUUAACGUGUUUGUCCACGGACAGAACUGUUUUAUUAAAUACAAGAGAAAGAGUGAGACGGACAUUCACAUUAAACACGUUUUGAGACUGAAGUCAGCUUCCUGUUUACCCGCAGGUAAAUUGUUAUUGAAUGUAAAGAAACUUAUGCCAACAUCCACGCAAAGUAUAAUCCUUUUAAAUACUAAAUGUAAUGGAAAAGACUUUGUUGCGACCUUCAGGCAUGGAGAUUUGUUCUUGGUCAAUGACUUGUGCCUUGAGCACAGAGGAAAAGCGGAUUUGCACUGUGCCCUGCACAGCUCUCCAGGCAGCAGACUGUCUGUAAAGUUGAGUUUGACUCUGUCUGAACAUGAAGGUACCCUCAGAAAGUCUGGCAAACUGAUCCACAGGGGUAAGCGACAAGUAAACACAUCUCCGCAGUUUCAGCUCCCUAACUAUCAGGUGUCUGUACCCGAGAAUGAGUCCCCAUACACACAAGUCAUCACCCUGAAAGCAACUGAUCCAGAUGAUGGAGAGGGAGGGAGGCUGGAGUACAGCAUGGAAGCUUUGUUUGACAAGAGGUCUGAUAACUACUUUCAAAUCGAUGCAAAGACGGGGAGCAUAACAACCGUCCAGCCGCUUGAUAGAGAAGUGAAGGACACUCAUGUUUUUAAAGUUUCUGCAACUGACAACGGCAACCCGAAAAGAUCUGCCACUUCUUACCUGACUGUCACAGUGAGUGACAAAAAUGACCACAGGCCAGUGUUUGAGCUAAGUGAUUACAGAGUAAACAUCAGGGAGAAUGUGGAGGUUGGCUUUGAGGUGAUGACAAUCCGUGCCACUGAUGGUGAUGCCCCCUCCAAUGCCAACAUGGUUUAUAAAAUCAUCAACGAAGAUGGUAUAAACUCUGUGUUUGAGAUUGACCCCCGGAAUGGCUUAGUGAGGACUAGGGAUAGGCCUGACAGGGAGACCCGGGCGCAGUACAAGCUGAUCGUUGAGGCCAACGACCAGGGCAAGGACCCUCAUUCUCUGACUGCUACUGCCACGGUUCACAUCACUGUGGAGGAUGAAAAUGACAACUACCCCCAGUUUAGUGAGAAAAGGUAUGUGGUACAGGUCCCAGAAAAUGUAGCCGUCAACACUAAAGUUAUCCAGGUGGAAGCAACUGACAAAGAUGAGGGAAAUAAUGCCAAAGUUCACUACAGCAUCAUCAGCGGCAACAUUAAAGGCCAGUUCUACAUACACUCUCCCACUGGCAUGAUUGAUAUCAUCAACCCUCUGGACUAUGAAAUGAUUCGGGAGUAUAAUCUGAGAAUCAAAGCUCAAGAUGGUGGCAGGCCUCCACUGAUAAAUGGUACAGGGAUGGUGGUGGUGCAAGUGGUGGACAUCAAUGACAAUGCUCCCAUGUUUGUCAGCACUCCUUUCCAAGCCACUGUGUUGGAGAAUGUACCAAUCGGUUACUCUGUUAUCCACAUUCAAGCAAUCGAUAAUGAUUCGGGAGAAAAUUCUCGUCUGGAAUACCGGCUCACCGACACAACACCUGGUUUCCCAUUCACCAUCAACAACAGUACAGGCUGGAUUACAGUUGGCGAAGAACUGGACAGGGAGACUACUGACUUCUACACCUUUGGCAUUGUGGCAAGAGAUCAUGGGAUGCCAGCUAUGUCUUCAUCAGCCAGUGUCAGCAUCACGGUGCUGGAUGUUAAUGACAAUGUGCCCACAUUUACUGAAAAGACCUACUCUCUAAAGAUCAAUGAAGAUGCUGUGGUGGGGAGCAGUGUGCUGACAAUGACAGCUGUGGACAGGGACAUUAACAGUGUGGUGACGUAUCAGAUCUCCAGUGGAAACACCAGAAACCGCUUCGCCAUCACCAGCCAGAGCGGCGGGGGCCUCAUCACUUUGGCUCUUCCCUUGGACUACAAGCAGGAACGUCAGUACGUCCUGACCCUCACCGCCAGCGACGGAACCCGCUACGACACGGCUCAGGUGUUCAUCAACGUGACGGACGCCAACACACACCGGCCUGUGUUUCAAAGUGCCAACUACCAGGUGAUGCUCAGCGAAGAAAAACCUGUAGGCUCCACUGUGGUUGUGAUCAGUGCAACGGAUGAGGACACGGGGGAGAAUGCUCGCAUAACAUAUGUCAUGGAAGAUAAUGUUCCUCAAUUUAAAAUUGACCCAGAUACAGGUGCAAUCACAACACAGAUGGAGAUUGACUAUGAAGACCAGGCAUCCUACACUUUAGCCAUCAUUGCCAGAGACAAUGGCAUCCCUCAGAAAUCUGAUACCACCUAUGUGGAGAUUAUUAUCCUGGAUGCUAAUGAUAAUGCUCCCCAGUUCCUCAGAGAUAUCUACCAAGGGAGUGUAUUUGAAGAUGCGCCUGUCUACACCAGUGUUCUCCAGAUCUCUGCUUCAGACAGAGAUUCUGGCUCCAAUGGAAGGGUGAGUUAUACCUUUCAGGGAGGAGAUGAUGGAGAGGGGGAUUUCAUGAUUGAGCCAUAUUCUGGGAUCAUCAGAACUGCUCGCAAACUGGACCGUGAGAAUGUUGCUGUUUACAAACUGAAGGCAUUUGCUGUAGAUAGGGGGGUUCCUCCUCUAAAGGCAGAUGUUUCCGUUCAUGUUGUAGUCCAAGACAUUAACGACAAUGCUCCAGUGUUUGAGAAGGAUGAGCUUUUUAUUGAUGUGGAGGAGAACAGCCCCGUGGGGUCCGUUGUUGCACACAUCACGGCCACCGAUCCCGAUGAGGGCACCAAUGCUCAGAUUAUGUACCAGAUUGUGGAAGGGAAUAUUCCAGAAGUUUUUCAGCUUGACAUUUUCAACGGCGACCUUACUGCUCUCACAGACCUGGAUUAUGAGACCAAAACAGAGUACAUCAUCGUGGUCCAGGCCACAUCAGCACCACUGGUGAGCCGGGCUACUGUGCACAUCCGCCUAGUGGACAUGAACGACAACAAACCUGUACUGCAAAACUUUGAGAUCAUCUUCAACAACUAUAUCACCAACAAGUCCAACAGUUUUCCAACAGGAAUUAUUGGAAGUGUACCUGCCCAUGACCCGGACGUGUCGGAUAAGCUGCGGUAUAAAUUUGAAUCUGGAAAUGAGCUCAGUUUGCUUCUGUUGAAUGAAGACACUGGAGAUCUGAGACUGAGCAGGGAUCUGGAUAAUGACAGGCCUCUGGAAGCCCCCAUGACCAUUUCUGUCACAGGUGAGUAA